This is a messenger RNA of Pomacea canaliculata, 6677 nucleotides long. RefSeq lists its product as uncharacterized. The coding region runs from base 250 to 1020 and encodes 256 amino acids. The transcript is spliced from 5 exons. Lineage: Eukaryota; Metazoa; Mollusca; Gastropoda; Architaenioglossa; Ampullariidae. The record is from RefSeq and is a predicted model, not a curated record.
CGGAGAGGGGGGGGGGAAAGUGGCGUUAGCUCUGUACGUCAAUCGGGAAUUCCCGCACCUGUGGCUAUAAAACCUCGCGUGCACUCGUGUAAAGUUUCAUUUCUCGAGAAACCUUGAGCUCCUGUAAGUGUGCACACUUCGUGGGACCGUGACAUUCCUUGUGCCGCCAAAACCAGAACCGCACGGUAGUUGUAGCCACCAGCACGCGGACUGCUCCAGUAUUACAAACAAACACACCGAGGGAGAAUAAUGGAGGACUUGAAAGGAGGAUCGCUAGUUGCGAGGCUUGCUCGUGGUGGAUGCCUACUUCUUCUGUUGAUCUCAGCUGCGUUUGCUCACCCCGUCAACCUCAGCUCUCCACAACCGCCAACGACAUCACCAGAGGGCGGGAGCCACGUCGUAUUUUUCAUCAACAUGCGGCAACUGAUAGACCGCUUGUCGGGGCUGGCGGAGAUGGCAAGAGACGUACUAGUGUCAAAGUGUCACGAUGACCACGACAGCUCUCAAGCAACUAAGCUGCCAUGCAGCUUGGAGCAGACGUCUCUCCUGGAAGACAUCGAAGGACUGGGACCAGUUCCCUCCCACAAAGUCUUGGAAAAGGAAUAUUCGCGCACAUUUUUAAAGCACUUACUCAAGGAUGCUUAUAGGACUCUCCUCCGCCUCGAGACACUCAGCACAAACGAGGUUUCUGAUGGGGACAGUUCCUUCUCUGUUUUCGCCCAGAAACUGGGUGAAACAAAUGAGCAAUUAAAGGACACGAUCUCAUCCUACCUGCAUGCCCGCUUUGCGGACCACGUGCGGGGCAUGAAAAAGAUGAAGAAAACGUACCUGAGAAAGAAGCACACACGUGAGGAAUACAGACGGCGCCUGCUGUACACGACCUGGGACCUUCUAAACAGGUCAAGGCCGUGCUGCAGUACGCUGUGGACCUGUCGUGGCGCACGCAUGGCGACAGCGUUCCGCCGGCGUAAGACUUCUCACACACAGCAUCGAGAGCUCAAUCGUCUGGCUGACAUCUAAUGACAUAUAUUACACUCGACAUGUCACGAGAUCCAUUUACAGCUUCACUGGCCUUGGAGCGACAGCGCCUCCAACAGCGGCCAUCUUAAAUUCUUCGUGCGGGACCUCUCCGACAACCCCUGUGGAGCCUGGCUACAGAUUGGCUGCUGAUGGCAAUUUACUGAUUCCACUUUUCUUUCGGAAGACGUGGUCGCUGUGAUAUUACACCCGCACCCCGCAACCCCAACCAAACGCUGCUGGAGAUACAGCAAGUGAUGUUUCCGAUGGAUCUCGUCGCAGGAAGUGGUUAUCAGCGGUAGAACUCUUUCUCGGGGAAGAGAAAGAAAUCUUGACCCAGCCAGAUGGCUCCACCCAUCCGGGAACAUUGCUCAAGUCGUCUGCGUGUUUCAGAUAUAGCCAGAACUAUGACCAGAUGUCCGGCGUGGUCACAGUGCGAGGUCAGCACGUUAAAUUCAGCUGUCGUCUGCAUUUCGACAUUUUUGUUCCAACCACGAGCCUGCGUCGUUCUCAGUGUGCAGACAGGUAUCUGGGGCGAUCGGAGACUAGAUAUGUCGUGUUUCUGUUUCCUCCUGAUUUUCUUUUUACCAGAGUGUGUGUGUGCGUGCAGCUCUGUGUGACGGUGAACAAAGGUGCACACGCCUGACAAGUUGCGUGUGAACUGCGAAGACUUCAUUCUGUUGAGCGAAUGCCAAUUUUUUUGUUAUUAAUUUUUUUAUGCGAUCGGUUGCUGACAGCUUUUGCACUGAGUUCGCGCACUGGCAGCUACUACAGCACGCAGUACAGUCGUGUACUUGCCCUGUACAACAAGCAUUUGAUUUGUUACCAGUCUUCCGCCGAAUAUGAGAAACGACGCCUGUCUUCCGCUUGUAACGUCUGAACCACUUAUGUCGUCAACCCUCGACCCUUGCCAUUUUUUUUUCUCAGUCUAGCCAAGGAGACAGCUGAAAAUUCCUCGCUGGGGGGAUGCAUUUAUAGACAACCUCGAUUCCCUGCCUCCUGCGACUAGGUCAGAUCUGAUUACGUGUUAAUUUAUCAUGGCGGGGUCGUGAACUGACUCUCAGUAGAUAGACAGGAGGAGAAAACUGACGACCAGUGUGCACGUGGAGACUGUCGACAUUCUCUCAGUUCACCCCGAACCAAGAAAAUAUGUUUAUGCGCACACAUCACAUUUGAACUGAUCACAGUGCAAGUGCACGCAGGAGCAGCCACACCUGAUAAGACCUUACUUGAGAUUUUUGAUCGGGAGACUAUAAUAAGCUUCGUCAGAGCAAAACACUCUGCCUGUAAAUUUGAAGGCUUUGCUCUUCAUGCUCCCAUCUUCCAAGUUUGUUUUUGUUAAUUUUGUCAUGACAAUAAUUUCUUGUUUCUUCACGUUGACUUUCCAGUUAAAGCCGUAUUGGGGAUAGACAGUGCAAUUCUCUCCCUCCCCAUAUCAAUUCCCUGCGGUCUUUUUAUGUUGCAUUUGGAGAUUUCCAUGCCAGCAUCAACGGCUGUUAUGUUUUGAUGUUUAUACAAAUACAAAAACUUGAGCCACAGGAUCGAAUGUAGGGAAUAAACUGGAUUUCACUCUGACAUUAAUUAGGAGCUCAAACAGAAAGAAAGUCACAACUGUAGCCCCAACCAUUUUACUUGGCUUUAUUACUGGGGAGUAUUAUCGAAAUCCGGGACACACGAUUCAUUGUGUACAUCUGCUGUGUCUCGAACAAGCUCAUAUUCCACGUGUUUCUGUUUGCAUCUUCUGGUAUAUGUUCACUGAAAGUUCACUUGUGUGAAUAGUCGUUACCUGUAACAGCUAACCUCAUGGCGGGCAGCGCUAUAUGUAGCAACCGUCUAAAUGUUUUGAUUUCCCAUGUAACAUGGCAGUGCUCUUGUCGUUUCUUUAAGUGUUUGCAGUAUAAGAUAUUGACUAUUUUGACUAUUUUGUCUCCUGUUUCUUUUCUCUGCCGAAACUGUUGGGUCUGAGGGUGUCGUAUUUCUGCGUUGACAAUGGACCGUGACUAGGGACUGGAGUUACCUCCGAGAUACAUUGCCUCCUCCGAGUUCAUCGCAAUGACUCUAUGGGAGUCCCUGGGGUCCACACAAAUGGGUGGUAACUGUAGACUCCGCGGAUCCCCAAUGAGUGCGCUUUUUUUUUUUUUUUUUUGCCAUUCAGGCUAUGCUUUGGUGCAUGAGGUUUGAGUAUCUACAUUUCUAACUUACAGCUUUAGUUUUAGGUGACUUGACAGCUUAGUGCUGGAGGACAAGAAUGUCGCAAGGACGAGCAGACAAUAGCGUUUUAUAGCGUUUCUCAUGUGACCUUAGCAUUGACGAAAGCAAACUCAGCCACCCACCAACAAAUGUCCCUCAGCCGUGACACCGAUCACCUACAUUUGUGGCCUUGUUACAUAAAUUAUCUUUGACCCGCCGCCACCAAAUGAGACCUGCGCGCAGUACUUUGGUAGCUAAAGCCCAAAAAGGUAAAUAGGGUAAACUUGGUGCAGCUUUAGGAUUUGUGUGUGUGUGUGUGAAAACGAUUUGCUCGGUCAUUGAAUAGGGAUGUACACUGUUGUGUUAAAAUCGAAGUGAGAAAUAGUUUGAAAAUACAUUUUUAAUCAAGGUACCACGGCGAUCAGUCUAUCGGGAACCCGAAUUUAAACGCUGUUUAUUGUUGUCAUUACGCCAUCAUAUUAUACAUACCUGAAAGAUGGGGAGCCUGCAUUUUCAAUCUCUGUAAUCACUGAUUCGAAUAUUAAUUAUUAAGGAGUAACAAGGAAUAAACUAAACUAAGAUGUCUGCCAAAGUUUGUCAGCAAAUGGUCGUUGAUCCCGGCGCUGUCCAAUGGGAUAAUCAAAUACUGAGCUGUCCUUGGUAACGAGAAGAAACGCAUUGAGUGAUUGGUUGACUGGGAGACAACUCGUUGCUUUCGGAGUCGACGCUUUCGAAGUGCUCCGUAAAACGAAACAAUGGCAAAAUAACAUCUUUCUGAUUAAUAGUUUUACUUAAUUCUGUUUAAUCUUCGUCUCAUUCACAUUCAGAACAAUCAAAACUCGGAAGAUAAAUGAGUACAGAAUAUUUCGGGAAAGAUAAUACGACUAGCGACUUAGCAAAUGAAUCUGAGUGUGAGGGGAUCACUUUGCAGAGAACAGCAGAGAUACUCAGGCAUGAAUGUGAACACCGUUCACUGUCAACAUGACGUUUGCCCCAAAUCCUCCCCAAAAAGCCGAGCAUUUUCCUUCGCCACUGAAUAGUGAUUGCUCUGACAAACAUGUUAAUGUACCUCUCGCUUAAUUCAUCUUUUGUGGGGGAGGGACAUGAACUUUAUUUUAGUAUUUUUCUAUGGGUGUGCUUGCUGGUUGGAAUUGAGUAAUAAUUUUCUUCCGCUGCUGUCAUUUUCUAACAGCGCAAGGUACUAAAAACUUGCAAAUAUUCAAUGCUAUGCACAUUUUUUAGGUUUAAAAUGGUGUAGCUUAACGUGUUAUAGCAUUAUGCAAAAUUUAGAACAAUUUAAAUUAUCAGAAGUAUACGUAUCUAAGGAAAAACCUUGUGGAAUUGCGGAAAAAGCUUUAAACCUGACAUCAAACUAAAGGACAAAGCCUGUAGAUUUUAAUAAAUUAAAUUAAAAAGCUCUCAGAUUUCAGAGUUAGGACUCGUUUUGUGGUGGCGGGUUAAUUCUUAUUUAUGGGUAUGUAAACAAACACGCUGCUUAUUUCAGUUACAGUCAGCAAGUGAUUGGGAGGCUAUGUCAUUUCUAACAAGACUGCGACAGACGCUUUUUUAAAUGCCAAAAUAAUAAGACUGUGAUAUUUUUUUUUCAAAGUAUUCCGAUAGUUUUCUGAAUGUAUACUGCAUUGCAAUUCGUGUGUGUGUGUAUUACAAUUUAUUCGAUAUCGCCCUCUAAAUGUGAUAUGCAUUUUCAAUAGGUCAAUGUCCCAAAGUUGUUGUAAGUUCAUCCUUCCAAACCGUAAUAAUACAUGAAUAAUACUGGUACCGUGGUAUCUAACUCUCCUCGACAUUUUGAUAUCGUAGUUUCUCGGUCCGUCGACUCGCCGUUAUGGAACUUAGGACUUCGUCAAAGACUUAAUUCAGGGCUUGGGAAAGUUAGGUUGAUGCAGACGGGGGGUUAAGAGAGAGAGAAAAAAAAGGGAGAUAAAAAGCUAGUUCCCCUCCCUUUUACAACACACAAAAUCACCUGAGAAUUGAUCUCUAGCAACCACUAACCCUUAACCACACUUCCACCAUCAUUCAUUUUUAUGGAUAGUAUUUGCUACUGUGCAUGUUACUUGAAAGUCGAAGGUGAAUAAUAGCAAGAAUUUUAAUGUACGUAUAGCUUGUUCGGGAAGAUAGGGCUGAGAGAGAGAGAUGGGAAGCUGGCUGAAGACGAAGGUUGCUGUCAUCGGGCUGCUGUCAUCAUUGAUGUGAAGACUGGCCGGGUAGAACUGCGAGCAACUCAGGAGUAUUCCAUACACUCCCAGUUCAAUGGCGGCGGUACUCGAGACGGGCUUAUGUUACCUUCUCUGACGCGCUGCUCUCCACUUGCUAGGUGUUCUGCAACCGAUAUGUUCGUUGCCACAGGAACCCACAUUAGGCCACUGAAGUGCACUGACCCCAGCAAUAGUUAAUAAACCCUCGACGUGUAUAGCCGUACCCGACAUCACACGCGAGAACUGGGAUGGGUGUGGGUAUUGACGAUUAUUUGGGGGCGCGGGGGGUUGGGGGUUGGAGAAGAUUGGUGUUCAGCGAUAGAAAUGAAAGAAUAGAGGACGCAGUUAUAGUUCGAGCAGUCGACACCCUUAUUUUAACCGUAACCUUGACCUUAACCCCAAACCCUGUCAUUUCAUGUUGCGGCGUCUCCCUAGUAGUGGCUACUAGCCAUGCUGAUCUCGGCAUUUUCAACAGACUGUCAAGUCCGCCCUCCAUUCUACCCAGUAUCAAAGUUGCCCCAUCCCCUUUUUGAACAUCCGGACUGAGACAAGCCUGUUGUUAAAAGUAGCUGGAUAAGGGUUACCUUUUGACAACUUUACUACCUCCGCAAAUCCAAACGAUUUUAAUUAUCCUCAAUCCAAUUAACUUUUUCUAAUUUUUAGGCUCUCAAACCUUUCUAUUCUACCUUCUGUUUAAGUUUUUAUAACAUCUGACCUUGGGAAAACUCCGUUAUCUGUGCACAGGUGCGUUUGUGUGUGCGUGUGAGAGACAGAAGGUGAAACAGAAUAAAAAUUAGCUGUGUCCUGAUGCAGAGACUCUAACCCAAAGGUAUUUUGUUAUCUGUACUCAAGGCUGCUGUUUACAUCUUGUCACUUGUACUUGUCAGCUCCACUGAGCAAAGGGCGUUUCCGAGAAACAGCGCAAGUAGUUCACUUGAUGUCUCGCUUGAGACACGAGGGCAGAGUGAACAGCUUGGGUGUGAAAACCAAGGCAGGCAAGAAUCGCUCUAGCCACGUGCAGCCACCCCAUUCAAGUGUCAGGCUAGACCACCCGACACAUGCCUAGAAAGGUCAAGGUCGCGAUAGAGCGAGAAGGGUAAGGGAGGGAGGUGAAGACUGCUCGGGUGGUAGUAUUAGAGUAUGUCUGUGUAUGAGAGAAACAUUCGGUUCAUUGUACAGUUUUUAAUUUAUUUUUCAGUUCAAUUGUAUUCUGCAUUUCUUGAGUUUUUGUGCAUAAAAAUCAAUGUGACACACUUA